This is a messenger RNA of Penicillium robsamsonii, 765 nucleotides long. RefSeq names its product trafficking protein particle complex subunit 5. Gene Ontology annotation, biological process: endoplasmic reticulum to Golgi vesicle-mediated transport. The transcript is spliced from 2 exons. The record is from RefSeq and is a predicted model, not a curated record. Gene Ontology annotation, cellular component: TRAPPIII protein complex; TRAPPII protein complex; TRAPPI protein complex. The coding region runs from base 1 to 765 and encodes 254 amino acids. Lineage: Eukaryota; Fungi; Ascomycota; Eurotiomycetes; Eurotiales; Aspergillaceae.
AUGGCGGCACCACCUCGACAUGCCACGAUGCAGUCCAUCAGCAAUGGCAGCACAGCACAAGGGAACGACAGAUCACAGACACAACAAUCACAGCAAGUCCAGCAAUCACAACAGUCCCCUGGACUGCGUGUACCUUCCAAUCGCAAGACCAUCUACGACCGACACCUGAACCGAAGUCGUAAUGCAGAACUCAGCCGGGCGAGCUUCGCCUUUCUAUUCGGAGAGAUGGUCACAUAUGCUCAACGAAGAGUAACCGGUAUACAAGAUCUGGAGAAACGGUUAAACGAACAAGGCUACCCCCUCGGCCUCCGCCUCCUCGACCUCCUCUUCUACCGCUCAACCUCAACCUCCUCCUCAGCUCUUUCAAGUUCCUCGACCUCCUCUUCACCCCCAAACCGACCCCUCCGCAUCAUAACCCUUCUGCACCUGAUCCACGGCCCGCUCUGGCGUCUCCUCUUCGGCCGCGCCGCAGAUGCCCUCGAGCACUCCGUCUCCCCAGACACCCCCAACGAAUACAUGAUCACCGAUAAUGACCCAAUGGUCAACACAUAUAUCAGUGCGCCCCGCGAUAUGAGCAUGCUCAACUGCGCUGCGUAUGUUGCCGGCAUCAUCGAGGGUGUCUGUGACGGGUGUGGCUUUGAGACGAAGGUCUCGGCGCACAAUCAGCCCACGGAACUCUGGCCUAGUCGUACGGUGUUCUUGGUUCGCUUUGGGGAUCCGGUUAUGGAGAGGGAGAAGGUGCUCGAGAGGGCGGGUGUUAAAUAA